This is a messenger RNA of Cladocopium goreaui, 1911 nucleotides long. The record is from the annotation of a GenBank genome assembly. Lineage: Eukaryota; Dinophyceae; Suessiales; Symbiodiniaceae.
AUGUUUGGCGCCUCACCUGACCAGGUGACAUUACUGGAGGCCACAGAUGACGUGGGCGGCCACGCAAAGACUUGGGUGGAAACCACCGACCAAGGGGAACUUCCCAUUGACAUUGGCUUUAUUUUUAACAAUGUGAAUUACUACAAGUACAAGAAUUUCACUUCCUACUUUGACUACCCUUUGCAUGACACCGCCCUUAACACCUCGGGCGCAUUUAACGGCAGAUACUGGGACAACGUCCACUCCGAACGAGGAGUGCUUGGUGAGGAUUUGGAAAGAGAAGUAGAUCGAUUUAUGGAAUUGGUCAAUGAACCAGAAGAUACCUUGAGGUAUCUUACGCCUUUGGCGGCUUUUUUAUGGUGGCAUGGUUUCACCGAUGACUUCUAUAGGCUUUGUUUGACUUCCAUCAUCUCUGUGCUUUUCGUGACGAAGAUGGGUGCAGCCCGACAGUCCGCUCAAGCAACAUUGAACUAUUUCAGGCCGGACGUGGGUUUUUCACAUAUGAGAUAUCAAAAAGCCUUGGUGCAGAACAACAUCAAGGGCAGCCAAUUCCUGUGGCGUGAUAUCAUUGCAGAUGCCAACUCCACAGGUUUAUUGGACAUCCGAUUGAACAGCAAGGUGGAAAGCCUGCAAUGGCGUGGUGGCUGGGAUCUGCUGCUCAAUGACGGCAGGAUUUCCACAAAAAAGUUCUGCAAGCGGCACAAGGAAACUUUGACGUCUCUGGAGCUUGCGAGUUGCACCGUCCAUGGACUGCUUCGAAACGAUGCCUUUCUGACGCUGCUGGCGACACAGCGGGGCGUGCAGAGCUGCGUGCUGCGCCGGUCACUGCAAAGCCUGGCGUUGGCAGAGGAGCUGCGGACCUUGCGGCCGGAGGUCUAUUUCGAACGCGCCAGCACCUCGCUUCACGAGGAUUCCGCCGAAGAUCUCAGGCAGCUGGCGAAAAUCUGCAGGAGAUUUUCUCGUGACCUGGUGCUGUUUGUGUCGGGCCAUUGCGGCCGCAAUGCACCGGAGUUCAUCAAGUUGACUUUCACCUUGGAGCGGGCCACCUCGGUCUGCGAAGAAGUCUUGGACCUCCUGGGCGUGACCCCGGCGGAGUCCAGGCUGCGGAUGUACGUCUUCGGCUGUGGCAGCCACGUGGCGGCCCGGGACGUCCCAAAGGGCGGAGCGGCGAACUGGUGCAAGGCCACUCUCCGGGUGGAGCUUCACGGAACAGAGGGCCUCUUGGUGGAUUGGGGAAGCAAAUGGUGGCAGCCAUUGGAGCCGGGGGAAGCCUUUCCAGAACCUCAGACCGUGUCGGGCUACGAGGAUAUCAUCCUGGCGAUCCCAGCAUCUGAGUGUUCCAAGAUCGUGAACAAUCCUUGGAAAAAGCUGGUGUUGGGUCAGAUUGACUAUGUCACAACCUUUUUGACAUUACACACCGACGCAGAAGCCACUGUCGCACAACCACACUUUGCACCUGCGCAGAAUUCCUCGGUCUUAUAUUUUGUGGAUGAAUCCACAAUGACAGGCAAGAUUGGCCAAAUUUUCGGUGACCACGAUAGUGAACUUCUUCUUACCGUUCAUUCUGAUCAGAACGUCAUCAACCCAGAGAAGGUGAAGACGCAAUAUGCCUGGUCACAUCAUUUCUUCUCCCUCUGGGAAUUGGCCGUGGCCAGAAGAUUUGUGCCGAUGUUUGACUCUUCCGCUGGGAUCCACUUCGCAGGGGACUGGAAGGUGGGAGUUGGGCAUGACGAUGCCAUCAAGGCUGGUAUUGCUGCUGCAUGUCGAGCUGGAAUUCAUGCAGAGUUGUCCAACGAAGCACCUGCCGAAAGACAGCUCUACAAGAACCUGUUGCUGGACGUGUGUGUGGAUGCCACCACACCGCUCAGUGAAGAGGAACGAAAUCCUCUGCGGUCCGCCAGCGGUGUGUGA